This is a messenger RNA of Xyrauchen texanus (razorback sucker), 4535 nucleotides long. RefSeq lists its product as uncharacterized. The transcript has 7 exons. The coding region runs from base 1 to 1887 and encodes 628 amino acids. NCBI's taxonomy places the organism in Eukaryota, Metazoa, Chordata, Actinopteri, Cypriniformes, Catostomidae. The record is from RefSeq and is a predicted model, not a curated record.
AUGAUUCCCACUCUGAAACUCACCAAAACACUCAUGACACAUCUCCUUCAUCAGAACACCAUCAUCAUUCCACUCAUUCUGACCCACACCAUCAUCGUCAUCAGCACCACCAUCACAAGUCUAACACUUAUCCAAAAGGUCUUGCUCACUCUAAAUCAUCCCAUAAUUAUGGAAAUCAUCAUAACUCACAAUCUCAAAGUUCCCAAGAUCAUAGCCCACCACAUUCCAAAGAGCACUGCCACCACCACAGUUCUGACUCACAGUCUCACCACAAUCGCUGUUUUGACCACACAGAGUCUUCUCACCACCACCAUUCCCAUUCAGAAUCCCAACACCACCAUGAUAUUGAGCCUCAAAAAUCUCACCAUUUCCUUUCAGAAUUUAAAUCUGAUCAACACCACCUCCAAAAGCCUCAAGACUCCCACCAUCAGUCUCAUUCAGAUUCCCAUCAUCACUCCAAUCCAGAGUCUAACCAUUCUCAUCAUAAUGAGCAUUCAGAAUUCCAUCACCAUUCUCAACCAGAUUCCCACAGUUAUAAUUCCCAAGAUCACCAUUAUCACCAUGAUUAUCCUGAAUCCCAUAGUCAAGGACCAUCAUAAUGAUGAUCACCCAAGCCCACUUCGCCAUUCUCCAGUUGGCCAAAGGUCUACUUCUCCACAUUCCACUAAAUCGGAUUCAUCAGCUAGCUCCAUUGUCCAUGAUGACCAAUCCACAGUAAGCUACCAAGCAACAUCACCAUUCCCAAAAGAAACUGACUCAGAAUUGCAGAGGUUAAUAAUGUUACAGGAGCAGAAUGAGGUUCUCAACCACAGCCUGCUGCAGACCACUGUGCGAAUGGAAUGCAUGGGAGCAGAGUUCAAAACCGGUCACCAGCUCCUUGAGUCUGAGUUACAAAGAACUCGCAUAGAACUUAACUGCCUAAUGGACCGGUUCACAAGACUUCAGGACAACUACUCCAGCACACAACAAACCAACCACCAUCUGGAGAAGAAAUUGCAUUGUGUGGCACAAAGCAUGGAUGGAGAGCGUGAGCGACUGAACCAGCGUGUCUCUCAGCUCACAGAACAGCUUUCUGCAGCAAAGACAACCAUCCAAAGUCUGGAAACCAUUAAUGUGACAUCGAUGCUACAGGAUGCCCUAGUGAAGCACUUAAAAUCUGAUGAUCCUAUCACUCCACUACCAGUGGCCCCACCUCCAGCUCAGUUCAUGGAUAGUGACCAUUAUGACAAAAGGGAUGACCAAUCAUUGGGAACGCUCCCAGAAGAGGAGGAAUCCGACUGGUCAGAAAUGGGGGAGGAGGUUUUAAUGGUUUCACAGGGAACUCAUGAAAACACUUAUUUUCAAUGGCAGCAGAGACAAGGCUGCUGGGAGGGGGCAAAUCAGUAUGGGAGGGGGAAUGCCGACACAGAAAGUGAAUCAGGGGGUGAGGAGAACAAAACACACCAACCUCCUCAUGGCCUACAGAUACCACAUCUCAAGUUUACUGUUCACCCCGAAACCUUGCCGGUUCCCAUCCAAGACGUCAGCCUAGCCCGUUUCAAGCAGAGUCCAGAUGGUCCAGAAUCCGAGAGCUACCAGAUCACAGAUGUACGCAAUCUGGGCUCCCCCAUUCGCGUCCUCUCUGCUAGUCUGGAAGAGAUCCACUCCAUUGGGCUGCUGAAGAUGCAGGAUGAUCAUGGCCAGCUGAGGUCCAAUAAAUCCAUGAUGGACCUCCACCAUACACAGGUUGGCACCAGACAGGUCUCGUAUGUGGAUGAUAUUGUUUGUAAUUGGAGAGAAACAAACAGCCAGGGCUCUGGAGAAGAUGUCAGUGGUAUGGUUGAUCUGGAGUCUGCUCAAAAAAUGCUCAACCACUUCAUCCAUGAUGGGGAGAGUACACACUUGUGAUACAAGGGUAUAUAGAAGUACAUUUGUGGAUGGUGAAUUUGUCGUAGUAUAAACUAUGGCAAGUAAAAGUGAAGCAAUAUAGGUCAGAUAAUUUGGAAACCUAUAUUUUAUUUAUGAUUCACAAGAUGGAAAUAUACUUAUGAUAAACUUAAAGAAGAAAAGAAAUGUAUAGUAGUUCUCAAAUAGUUUUGCUUCAGGACCCUGAAUUUACAUUGGACUUCUAGUAAACACCAAAUACAGAUAUAAACAAAACCCAUUUUUCAUGUAGUCUAUGUUGUUUUUCUUUUACAUUGCAUGAUUUUGUUAAUGGUGUUCCAGGAUGAGGGCAUGUCACACAAUCUGUCCACUUUGGCAUCUGCUUCAUUUGGCUAGAUUCUACCAAGAUGAUGACAGAUGAUGACAGUAGAGUUUGUCAGCACACACAUCCUGUAACAGCAAAUACAUUAAAUAUGGGUUCCUGUAGCUUAACUGGUAGAGCAUAGCGCUAGCAACCUUUGAUUCCCAGGAAACACAGAAAUUGAUACAAUGUAUACCUUAAAUGCACUCUAAACGCACUUUUCCACUGCACGUUACGGUUCGACUUGCCUCAACUCUACUCCCUUUACUUUUCUGAGCUUGCAUUUCCACUGCAGUUUAGUGUCACCAAAACGUGGGUGGGAUUAUAGGCUGAUCAUCAUAGUUGUGGCACCUCUACUGUCGUGACAUCAUCUUAAACACGACACAAACUGACCAAAACAAUACCACGACCGCUAGCUGUUAGCUAUUAGCUCAUUGUGCUGCAUAAAGCAGUUGUUGCAUGGUGAUUUUAUACAAGUGUAACAGUUAAAUUGGCCUGGUUGUUUUAGAAGCAAGCUUCCAGUAGCUGGGCAACUAAAUAAAGUGAAGCUUUCAAGCAGAGAAUAGAGUUAACGUAACAAAACGUACCAUCCUCCAUCGUGGCUGAGUCCAGGGCACUCUUCCUCCCAUUGCUUGCCGGUUUAGACAGCGUCCAUUUGGUCGAACCACUUCCAGUUUUCCUUGAUGGUUCUGUAGUCACUUUUAAGUUUUUUUACUUUUCCCUACACUUUUGGUAGGUCCGGUGGUAGCUGUGUGUGUCCAACAGCUGAGAACUUCCUGAGAGACCUUUGUUUUGCUCAUCACUAACAAGUGGACCGUCUGCACCUUGUUUAUUGACCACAGCGUGGUUUUGCGCACAGCCAUUUCUUUUUUUGCAAUUCGAAAGUUGUGUGAACAAAUGAUACUGCUAUCGCUGUUGCUAACUUUAAAACUAGCGGGUUGAUGUCAAGUGUCAGAAAUCCAGUGCUAUCUAGUAGAAAUCUAGUAGUGAAGAUUUUCCCUGACCAAUCAGAGAUCUGCAGGAUUUUGACGUCACAUUUAGUGUCGGCUCGGCUCGCUUGGAACCUCGACUGAGGUGGUACAAAAAAAGUAUCAGAUACCAGGUACUAUCCACAGUGGAAAACCCCAAAAAAGCGAGCAGAGUCGAGUUGAGUCGAGUCGAGUUGUACCGUGCAAUGGAAAAGCCCCUUAAGUCACCCAAACCCAGACAUCAAGUCUGAAGAUAUAUUUUCUUUUUUCGUCCUUGAAUGUGUUUUUAGGAAGCCACUAAUUAUAUAUAUAUAAAGAAAAAAAAUUAUAUAUAUAUAUAGAAAAAUAAAGACAAAUAAAUUAAUUUAAAUAAAGUUAUUUUAUUUUUCAUUUUAAUAUUUUUGUGUGGCUUCAGAGAUCAAUCCAAUUUGCUUUCAGGUGACUAUUGUGUGACUUUAACCAGCUGUAACAUUCAAUAUACAUUUUCCCACAUCAAAACUGAUGGUGUGAUAUAAUUCAGUGUAAUUUUGUUUAUGACUAUUUUUAAUAAUAAAAAAUGUUUAAUAAAUGUUGCAUUCUGCUAUGCUGAGGGUUAAAUAUGUAUAUGUCUAUUAAUGUUGCUAGCCAAACUGUGCAAAAGUUAGUUGAAUUUUACUUUUUUGUUAUUAUUUGCUUUGAGACUUGGUUUCCCCUUGCUAUCUGAAUCCCAAUCAUCCAACCUAUUUUGGGCUUCUGUUUACCUUCAGAUCAAAAAUAUUGUAUAUAGUCUCUCUCAGCACCAAUGAAGGAUCCACAAGGAUCCUACAGAUGUACUGUAGAUCAACAGCAAACAUGACUAUGGGAAUUUCAUUUUAACCUUUUUUUCACCCUUAGAAGAUCCUACUCUUUGCUACAAUCCUGUGUCUAAAUUUUUUUGGGUUUGGUAUAGAAUGACAAAAUAUUGCUAGAUUCAUUAAAUAAUUUACACUAGAAAUAACUGAACUUUGCUCAUUAGAUGUUUAAUCUUAUUUAUUCAAUAUUAGUUUUUUUAUGAUCUGCAUUUAUUUGAUGGCUUAUGUAUUUGAGCACAUGUGCUAAUGAAGAGGUUAUUAUGUAAAACAAUAAAGAUAUAAAAAAGAGAAUGGAGAGUGGAAAUAAUGGGUAAGAGAAGAGCUAUUAAGCUUUACAUAGAGUAUAAUGGUGGGCAGGAUGUGUGUGUGUGUUGGGGGGGGGGGGUCAUUUUCAUCCCUUACAUUUUCCCAUCCCAUUGCUGCAGAAUGUUUUAGUGCAAUGUCAUGAGAAUCUUUCAACUUUUUGGUAAAAAUAAAACUGUAUAAUGCAUCUUCCUAAAUGUAUUACCUAGU